Arachis ipaensis is the source of this 2246-nucleotide messenger RNA. Its product is annotated as indole-3-acetic acid-amido synthetase GH3.5. Gene Ontology annotation, molecular function: indole-3-acetic acid amido synthetase activity. The record is from RefSeq and is a predicted model, not a curated record. NCBI's taxonomy places the organism in Eukaryota, Viridiplantae, Streptophyta, Magnoliopsida, Fabales, Fabaceae. Gene Ontology annotation, cellular component: cytoplasm.
CCUUUCCUCUCAUCCUCUUCACCCCUUCACUCACACCAUUAACAAACAUAAACACCUUCAUUCUCGUCAUUUUCUUCCUUAUCCUUUUCUUUCUAUUUUCUUCCCACUUAAUAACAACGAAACUGUUACCAUGCCUGAGGCACCAAAAGAGUAUGACCUGGCGGGGGAGAACAGGAGGGUCCUGGACUUCAUCGAGUAUGUCACUGCAAACGCCGAUGCGGUGCAGAGAGACAUACUCGGUGAGAUUCUGUCCCGUAAUGUCGGUGUAGAGUAUCUACGCCGGCAUGGCCUUGAAGGCCGCACGGACCGGGACACCUUCAAGAAGCUUCUCCCCGUCAUAACUUACGAGGACAUCCAACAAGAUGUUCUUCGCAUAGCCAAUGGAGACACUUCUCCAAUACUCACUUCAAAGCCUAUCUCAGAGUUUCUCACUAGCUCUGGGACAUCAGGAGGAGAGAGAAAGCUGAUGCCAACAAUUGAAGAAGAGCUAGGAAGAAGGUGCUUGCUUUAUAGCCUAUUAAUGCCAAUAAUGAGUCAAUUUGUGCCUGACCUAGAAAAGGGCAAAGGCAUGUACCUUAUGUUCAUAAAAUCCGAGUCUUGGACACCUGGGGGGAUAGUGGCUCGGCCAGUCCUCACAAGCUACUACAAGAGCCCUUAUUUUAAGGACAGACCCUAUGACCCAUACACUAACUACACAAGCCCAAAUGAAACCGUCCUUUGCCCUGAUUCCUACCAAAGCAUGUACUCACAACUUCUUUGUGGCCUUUGCCAAAACAAAGAAGUUGUGAGGGUUGGAGCUGUUUUUGCUUCCGCUUUUAUUAGGGCCAUAAGGUUUCUUGAGAAACAUUGGGUCCUACUUUGUAACGACAUAAGGACCGGAUCUCUAAAUCCCAAUAUCAUCUCUGACCAGACAGUCAGAGACGCCGUGAAAAAGAUUCUUGAUAAACCCAAUCCGUAUCUUGCGGAUUUUAUCGAGAGUGAGUGUAGUAAGAGUUCGUGGCAGGGGAUUAUCACGAGAUUGUGGCCCAACACAAAGUAUGUGGAUGUUAUUGUGACGGGAACUAUGUCACAAUAUAUACCAACAUUGGAUUACUAUAGCAAUGGGCUACCACUUGUGUGUACCAUGUAUGCAUCAAGUGAGUGUUACUUUGGUGUGAAUCUAAAUCCUCUUUGCAAACCAAGUGAGGUGUCCUACACCCUCAUCCCUUCAAUGUGCUACUAUGAGUUUUUGCCGGUUAACCGGAGCGACGAGGUCACCGGUUCGCUUCACAUGCCAAAAUCGCUCAAUGAGAAGGAGCAACAGGAGCUGGUGGAGCUUGUGGAUGUUAAGCUUGGCCAAGAAUAUGAGCUUGUGGUCACAACUUUUUCCGGCCUCUAUAGGUAUAGAGUGGGUGAUGUCCUAAGGGUGUCUGGAUUCAAGAACAAGGCGCCACAAUUCAACUUCGUCUGCCGGAAAAAUGUUGUCCUAAGCAUAGAUUCCGACAAGACCGAUGAGACGGAACUCCAAAAUGCCAUGAAAAAUGCCGUGACACACCUCCUCCCCUUCGAUGCGGCGGUGGUCGAAUACACCAGUUAUGCGGACACCACAACCAUCCCGGGCCACUAUGUGCUCUAUUGGGAACUCACUCUAAACGGUGGGACACCAAUCCCACCGUGCGUGUACGAGGAUUGCUGUCUUGCCGUAGAGGAGUCCCUCAACAGUGUGUACCGGCAAGGACGUGUGUCCGACAAGUCGAUUGGGCCACUCGAAAUAAGGAUUGUGGAGCAAGGAACCUUUGAUAAGCUCAUGGACUAUGCCAUAAGCUUAGGUGCAUCAAUUAACCAAUAUAAGGCACCUAGGUGUGUUAAGUUUCCACCUGUGCUGGAGCUAUUGAACUCAAGGGUGGUUGAAAGGUUCUUUAGCCCAAAAUGUCCAAAAUGGGUCCCCGGACACAAGCAAUGGAGCAAUGGUCAGAACUGAAUGAAUGAAGUAGCAUGAUUAGAAAAAAUAUGAACCUUAUGUUAUGUGGUUGUGUAGGUUUUUUUUUAACAAUGUUCCUAUAUGGGCAUCUUAGGUUAAUUAAGGCUUCUCUAGGCCCCCUCUCUCUUUAAGUUAUAGUUGAUGUUUUUAAUUAAUAACUUGCAUAAUGAAUAGUAGUGAUGUGGAACUUAAAUUAGCCAAUGUAAAAAAGUAACAAAUUCCACCCUACUCUACUUCGUGUUUCUUUGUAUCCAGUUAAAUUGAACUUUUUUUUUUAAUUUGGUGA